Messenger RNA from Aspergillus lentulus, 720 nucleotides. Lineage: Eukaryota; Fungi; Ascomycota; Eurotiomycetes; Eurotiales; Aspergillaceae. The record is from RefSeq and is a predicted model, not a curated record.
AUGAAAGCCGUCGGUGAGAUUCUGUUUCAGUGCGCAUCCACAGUCUCGAGGCGAGAUAUCUCACCACAGAUCGAAGACAAGGCGCGCGUGCGGACUGGUGGUAUAGGGUACUGGAGACAGGUGGAGAAGGCGAAGUGGCCGGCGCUUCGAACUCAGCAAACAAAGGCUCUGGUGAUUCCCUUUUCCCAAAUCAAGCACGAAUACAAGAUCGAGAACCAAAGUCGAUAUGCCCGAACCAACUCCAGACAACGUCCACAAAUCUACCGAUGCAAGUCAGACUCCGCGCUCAUGCGAGUGCAGAUUGAGAACCACAAUGACUACCCACUGGGACAAGGAAAGCAAGCGUGUUUGUCUCGGGAGCAGACGCGAAUGGGGGACAAUAUUGUAAGGAUCGAUGCUUUUCAAGCGCAAUCGGGGAAAGAGACCAGUAUGGCACACGACACGAAGGGGCGAGAGGCGCAAGAUGAUGGAGGAGAGGACGGGUGCGGCGCUUUAGGGGAGGCAGGUCAAAUCAUGCCCCAACGGGCACCACCUGGGGAGAAAAAGAGAACGGAAGGAAAGAAUUCAAGACGGAAAUACCUCGACGAGCUCUGGAAGAAAGAGAUGACAGUGGAUUCGGCAAAUCCGGCCGAUCUUACGAGGAAACGGUUGGAGAGAGAGGAGGAGGGGGGAAAAGAGGCGAAGGUUAGGACAAGGUGUGAAGCGGUGGAUCUGAGGUGA